GAUGCAAAUCUAGCCAGAGUGAACAUUCCAGCUCCUGGCCUGACUUCCUCAGGAAGCAAGACUCACUUCCUGUGAAAUUAAGAGCACAGAGGCUGCAUGAAGUGAUAACCAGGCAGAAGUGAAACACUACAUACACAGCUCCUCCUUUCAGUCCCAAUUCACUUUGUCCUAUGACACAUGUACACACACACUGGUUAGACGUGCUCAGCCAUGCAGGUGAAGAUCCAGCCCUCUCUAAGGAUGGGCACCAUUCUCCUCCUCUUUCUCUUCAUCUCAGAGGAAGCCUGUGCAGAGAUCAUAAUGAAAAGUGUGGAACUUUUUAUUCAGCCCAGGAAUGAAGUUCAAAGAAGUACAAAUGUGUCACUGAAAUGCCAGGCAAAAGCUAGCCACACCUCAGGGUCUCACCUCAACUAUAAAUACAUAUUCUACAAAGAUGAUCGCAUAAUUACUGACCAGACCAACGCUAUGGACUCUCUCUAUAUACCAGAUGCCAGAGUGAUUCACUCUGGCAGAUACAAAUGUGCAGUUGUCAUCGAGGAGAUAAAGAAGGAGAGCGGUGCCAAACACCUGACAGUGAAAGGUCUUCUGGAACCAGUCCUAACAGUGGAUAAACUGAGAUUGACAGAAGGAGAUAAUGUUACUGCUGUCUGUACAGCAGAUGGAGAAACAGGUUAUUUGAUGUUUUUCUUUAGAGAUGGACCUGAGGAACUCGGCCGGAAGGACUCCAAUAGCACUCACAAAGUUGAGCUGAACCUGACCGUUUAUAAGGGAACUGUGAAUAUGUUUUGCUACUAUUCCAUUAAUCUUGGUAGCAGAGUAGAAAGAUCAAACAACAGUAAUGUGAUUAGUGUUGACAUUGAAGAGCUGGAGAUCAAACCCGAUAUUACAGUCAUGCCAUACACAGAUGUCACUGAAGGAGAUAACAUAACCUUCAGUUGCAGUGUGAAUAUGACUCACCAGAGAAACUCAGAACUCAGAAUCAUUUUCAGCCAUGGACACAAUUUGCUUAGUUUGAACAUGACACAUGAAGAUUAUGCUAUGUUGGCUAAGGUUAAUGACUCUGGAGAAUAUGAGUGCAUUUCAAUCCUCGGUGGUGUUCAAAAAUCCUCCUCUUUGAACAUCACUGUAAAAGAGAUUUUCUCUAUACCUUCCCUGAGCAUUCAUCCUGGUGAGGUAUUUGAAGGAGAACACUUUGACAUUAGAUGCCAAAUCAGCAGCCUUGCCUCAAGAAUUCAAAGGGAGGAUAUAAAGUAUUCAAUAUUUAGAGACGACACAUUUGUAAUAAAGGAUAACAGAUACAGUGGCACUGCAAGCAAAGCGACUAAUGGGAAAUAUGUGUGUAAGGCUGAAGCCAAUGGGAUUAUCAAAGAGAGCUCAAUGCUGCGGUUUGGAGCAAAAGUGCUUGUUUCAAAGCCUGAGAUCACAGUUGAUGGUCCUGUUAUCGUGGGAAAGGCAUUUUGGAUCCGUUGCCACUCUGAGAAUGGAAGUCUGCCAAUUACCUACUCUCUGAAGAGUAACAACUUUAUUCGGAACUGGACCAAGGUGUCUCGCUUUCAAGAGGAGGCUCGUUUCUCAGCCUUGAUAUCAACUCCUUCAGAGAUUACUAGUUACAUGUGUGAAGCAAAGAAUAAUGAUGUCUCAGUCAAGAUGAGUGAAAGGCUACAGGUGACUGUAAUAGUUCCAGUAGGAAAGCCCUUACUUACAGUCCUUCCAGUUCCUGAAAACAUUGAAGAGGGCAAUGAUGUUACCCUGAUAUGUGGCAUUGCAAAAGGCUCUCCACCAAUCAGUUUUAGGUUUUAUGGCAGCGAUCACACAGAAAUUCACACCACAACAGUUCAGAGUAAUUCAUCCUCAUUUGUCCUGAGUACAGUGAAAAGGAAAAACAGUGGAAAUUACUACUGUGAGGCAUUUAACACGGCAGACAUGUCAAGCAGGAGUGACAUUGUCAAGGUCAAAGUGAGCCUGGCAAUGUGGAAAAAGGCUUUGAUUGCUGUGUUCUGCAUGCUGUUAGUGGCUCUACUGGUCCUUUUCAUUGUGAUGCGCUACAAGGCCAAGCGAGGUAAAAGAGAGAUGGCUGCCAAACUAUCGGUAAAACCUGCAAGUCCUAAAUCAGAUGACUCUCUAACACUGAGUCUCACCCAUGACCCCCAUUAUAAUACCCACACAGUGGAGAUGAAUUACAAAGAGAGUGUUUGGAGUGAAAGACCUCCAGAUUUAGCUGAUCAGGACAGCCUGCAGUCACCAAAUGAAGGUGACGUGGAGUACACAGUUGUGGUUCAUCCUCAACCUGUAGAUCCUACAAAAAUUCCUCUGAGAAAAGGCACAGAGACUGUAUAUAGUGAGCUUCAGACCUCUCAAGGGGCACCUCAGAAUAUUAACCAUGUAACCUGUUAGAAUAUGCUGAACUCAACCAUGAUCUUCCUGAACCAGUGGACUAGCAGAAGUCAGUCACCUCAAGCAUCCCUCACAUCACUCUGGAAUACUGUUGUCUGUGUUUCAUCAAUCUCUUCUAUCCUUCAACAUUAUUCUCCUAAAAAACACUAAUUUAAUCAUGUAUCUUUCCUUUCAUCUAAUGUGUUUCAUUGUUUGUCCUGUUUUUACAAUGCAAAACUGGGGAGUUUUGAGUUAUCACAUUUUUAAUAAAGUAAAAUUAUUUGUUUGAA
Molecule: messenger RNA, 2663 nt
Organism: Pimephales promelas (fathead minnow)
Lineage: Eukaryota; Metazoa; Chordata; Actinopteri; Cypriniformes; Leuciscidae
Source: RefSeq, a predicted model, not a curated record